AUGUCGGUCGAGGAAUCCCCCCCAGCAGACCGCUUUGCCUAUAUGGCAACAGCCGAUCUCGAAGACCUCCUCAAACAACUCACGCUCGAUGAGAAAGUCUCGCUGUUGGCGGGCGCCGAUUUCUGGCACACCGUCCCCAUCCCCCGCCUCAACAUUCCCUCCAUCCGCCUGUCCGACGGCCCCAACGGCGUCCGCGGCACGCGCUUCUUCGGUAGCGUCCCCGCCGCCUGUCUGCCCUGCGGCACCGCGCUAGGCGCGACUUUCGACCGCGACCUCGCCGUGCAAGUCGGCGGGCUGCUGGCGGACGAGGCCAAGGCCAAGGGCGCACACGUCAUCCUCGGCCCGACGAUCAAUAUCCAACGGGGACCCUUGGGCGGCCGCGGGUUUGAAUCGUAUUCCGAAGAUCCGCUGCUCUCGGGAAUCAUGGCCGGCCAUUAUUGCAAGGGACUGCAGCAGAACAACAUCAGCGCCACUCUCAAACACUUUGUGUGCAACGACAUGGAACACGAGCGGAUGGCUGUCGAUAUACGCGUCACGGAUCGCGCCUUGCGCGAGAUCUAUUUGCUUCCCUUUAUGCUGGCCAUGCAGAUCGAAAAGCCCCAUGCUAUCAUGACAGCGUACAACAAGGUCAAUGGCAUCCACGCCGCUGAAAACUCCCAUCUCCUCCAAGACAUCUUGCGGAGUGAGUGGGGCUGGGACGGGCUGCUGAUGAGCGACUGGUUCGGCACCUACAGCACGUCCGAGGCCGUCCAGGCGGGCCUGGACUUGGAGAUGCCGGGCCCGUCCAGAUGGCGCGGCAGCGCCCUUGUCCACGCGAUCACGGCCAACAAACUCUCCACGGCCACACUUGAUGCUCGCGUGCGUGCGGUCCUAAAGCUGAUUCAGAAGGCGAGCACCGCCCAAAUCCCGGAACAUGCCCCAGAACAGCAGCUCAACCGCGCUGAAGAUCGACAGCUCCUCCGGAAGGUCGCCGCCGAAGCGGUUGUUUUGCUCAAGAACGACAACCACAUUCUCCCACUAAACAAAAACAAGAAGAUCGCUGUGAUCGGUCCAAACUCAAAGAUUGCCACAUACUGCGGCGGUGGCAGUGCGGCCCUGAACCCGUACGAGGCCGUCUCACCCUUCGAAGGCAUCUCACGGUCCGCCCGGGACGAGGUCCAAUUCGCACAAGGCGUAUACGGCCAUCAGAUGCUCCCCCUCCUAGGGAAACGUCUGCAAACCGACGAUGGCCAGACAGGAUUCACCCUCAAAAUUUUCAAUGAUCCCCCCACAGUCCCCGACAGACAGCCACUAGAAACAAGACAUGAGACAGACGCUCAGGUCUUCUUCCUCGACUACAACCACCCCGACCUACAACCAGUCUGGUAUGCUGAAGCUGAGGGCAUCUUCAUCCCCGAGGAAUCGGGACAGUAUGACUUUGGUCUCUGCGUUCGUGGCACCGGAAAGCUGUACGUGGACGGAACGCUGCUGGUGAACAACGCCGAUGUCCAGAUACCAGGCCCGAGCUUCCUCGGUGGCGGCACCAGGGAGGAGACCGGAACGCUAGAUCUUGUUGCAGGCAGAUCCUACCGAGUCCAGGUGCAAUGGGCGUGCGCCAAGACGGCCAAGUUCAAGAUCCCGGGUGUGGUAGAUUUCGGGCACGGCGGCUUCCGAUUCGGUGCGUGUAAGCGCCUGUUGCCUCAGGACGGGAUUGAGCAAGCCGUCAGACUGGCUGCUAGUGUCGACCAGGUGGUCCUCGUUGCCGGCUUGAGCGCCGAGUGGGAAUCAGAAGGCGAGGACCGAACCAGCAUGGCUCUGCCCUCUUACACCGACGAACUGAUCACGCGAGUACUCGGGUCAAAUCCAGACACGGUGGUUGUAAUACAAAGCGGCACGCCAGUCGACAUGCCAUGGAUAGACAAAGCUAAUGCGGUGCUGCAUGCGUGGUACGGCGGAAACGAGACGGGCAACGGUCUGGCCGAUGUCAUUUUCGGCGACGUGAACCCGUCCGGUAAACUCCCUCUGACCUUCCCCCGUCGUUUGAAGGACAAUCCCACAUAUUUCAACUUCCGCUCCGAGGGCGGUCGCGUCCUGUACGGAGAGGACGUAUACGUAGGGUACAGGUACUUUGACGAAGCAGAGAUUGAGCCCUUGUUUCCGUUCGGACAUGGCCUGUCGUACACCACCUUUGUCUUGUCAGACCUUGCCCUGGAACGGAGCGCAGAAACCCUUGACGUACGCUGCAAGAUCCGCAACACGGGUAUAACGGCUGGCGCAGAGGUGAUUCAGGUGUACGUGGCGCCCUUGGGAGCUCCCAUCAAGCGACCGCAGAAGGAGCUGAAGGAGUUCCGGAAAAUCCGACUGGACCCGGCAGCAGAGGAGAUGGUCAGCAUCCGGCUGGAUGUGACCCGCGCAACCAGCUUCUGGGACGAAAAGAGCAGCACGUGGUGCAGUCACAGCGGCGAAUAUCGUAUUCUGGUCGGCACCAGUAGCCGGGGGGAAUUCUUGACUGGCUCAUUCAGGAUGGAGGAAACGACUUUCUGGUCUGGAAUCUGA
Molecule: messenger RNA, 2535 nt
Organism: Aspergillus saccharolyticus JOP 1030-1
Lineage: Eukaryota; Fungi; Ascomycota; Eurotiomycetes; Eurotiales; Aspergillaceae
Product: beta-glucosidase H
Exons: 4
Coding region: 1-2535 (844 amino acids)
Biological process (GO): glucan catabolic process
Molecular function (GO): beta-glucosidase activity
Source: RefSeq, a predicted model, not a curated record